GAGCCGCGGCUGGGUCCUGGCGCACACCAUGAUCGUUGCCGACUCCGAGUGCCGUGCGGAGAUCAAGGGCUACCUGCCGUUCGCCAGGGCCGGCGUCGCGGGCCCUGGGACCCGAGAGGAGCCUCAGGAGGGCCGGGCUCGGCGUGGCCCUCGAGGACCCAGCGCCUUCAUUCCAGCAGAGGAGCAGAUCCUUCAGGAAGGAGCUGAGAGCUUGGAGCAGCGCCUGGGACUCGAGGCUCUGAUGUCUUCAGGGCGGGUGGACAACCUGGCAGUGGUGAUGAGUCUGCACCCCGACUACCUUAGCAGCUUUUGGCGCCUGCACUAUCUGCUGCUGCAUACAGAUGGGCCCUUGGCCAGCUCUUGGCGUCACUACAUUGCCAUCAUGGCUGCUGCCCGCCACCAGUGUUCUUACCUGGUGGGCUCCCACAUGACUGAUUUCCUGCAGACUGGCGGUGACCCAGAGUGGCUACUGGGCCUCCACCGGGCACCUGAAAAGCUUCGCAAACUCAGCGAGAUCAACAAGCUGCUGGCACAUCGGCCGUGGCUCAUCACCAAGGAGCAUAUCCAGGCCUUACUGAAGACUGGAGAGCACAGCUGGUCCCUGGCCGAACUCAUCCAAGCUCUGGUCCUGCUAACGCACUGCCACUCUCUGGCCUCCUUCGUGUUUGGGUGCGGAAUACUUCCUGAAGGAGAUGCAGAGGGCAGUCCUGCCUCACAGGCACCCUCGCCCCCCAGUGAGCAUGGCAGUCCCCCAAGUGGAGACCCACUGAACAGCUCUGGUGGCUUCGAAGCUGCCCGUGAUGUAGAGGCUCUGAUGGAGCGCAUGAGGCAGCUGCAGGAGAGCCUGCUGCGGGAUGAGGGCGCUUCCCAGGAGGAAAUGGAGAGCCGUUUCGAGUUGGAGAAAUCAGAAAGUCUGCUGGUAACCCCCUCAGCGGACAUUCUGGAGCCCGCUCCACACCCAGACAUUCUAUGCUUUGUGGAAGACCCCACUUUUGGAUAUGAAGACUUCACUCGUCGAGGGACUCAGGCCCCGCCUACCUUCCGAGCCCAGGAUUAUACCUGGGAAGACCAUGGCUACUCGCUGAUCCAGCGGCUCUACCCUGAGGGAGGACAGCUGCUGGAUGAGAAGUUUCAGGUAGCCUAUAGCCUUACCUAUAACACCAUCGCCAUGCACAGUGGUGUAGACACCUCCAUGCUCCGCAGGGCCAUCUGGAACUACAUCCACUGUGUCUUUGGCAUCAGAUAUGAUGACUACGAUUAUGGGGAGGUAAACCAGCUCCUGGAAAGGAACCUCAAAAUUUAUAUCAAGACCGUGGCCUGCUACCCAGAGAAGACAACCCGCAGGAUGUACAACCUCUUCUGGAGGCACUUCCGCCACUCAGAGAAGGUUCACGUGAACUUGUUACUCCUGGAGGCCCGAAUGCAAGCAGCCCUGCUCUAUGCCCUCCGUGCCAUCACCCGCUACAUGACCUGACUCCCUCCCGUGCAGGACCAGCACCCGGAGCAGCUAAGCCUGGGCUACUGUCCUCUCUACAAGGAUUUCUGUGUCUGGAUACAGAUCCAGGACCCUUUCUGUCUCAUGUCCAUCCACCAAAUGCUGGGAUGGGCAUGUGCGUGGUGUGCAGCUCCCUGGGCAAGCUGCACCCUCCUUUCUCUCGCUGGACUGGACAGGAUUGUUGCACUGACUUUGGGGUCUCAGCUCUGUCCCUGGAGCUGGAAGACUAGGAAAGCCCAAGAGGCCAUACCCCUUUGUCUUUCCUGCUCCUAAAAACAGAUGAAGGUGAAUGGGUUGAGCUCAGACUUAUAUGCCAGCAGGCUGGGCCCCAGGCACAAGUACUAGGACCUUCCUGGGCUGGGAGGCCCCUGGCUGCCCCUGUGGGAGAGGAGCAAAGACCUCAAAGAACUAACAAACACUCCAGGAGGCUCAUCUUUCCUCCUUGCGCAUUCUCCAACUUCAUUACCUCCCACCUGCCUUCCACCCAUCAAUGUGAAAGUUGGACUCACAGCUGGUCUGUGUGCCCAGAUUCCCCAAAGCCUGUUCUGGGCAGCCUGGCUUUUGGUUGCCUGAAUAUUGGUUCAGUUUUUUUUUUUUUUUUGUCUCCUUUGCCCUCAUACCCUUUUCUCCCAUGCCUGCUGGGGUAGGGCCCGGGAGAGGGGCCAAACACAUCCAAAGAACAUAAUGUCUCUGGAGAGUUGGAGCCCAUGUUGGUCCCUCUGCUGUCUGAAGAGUAAGGAGUAAAUGCCGAUGAACUCUGUAUUUGGAUCCUAGACUGUAUUGCCGUGCAGAGCCAGUAGUCCAUUCUUCAGAUCCCUCGAGCUCUGCCAAGAAUGCUUGCCAAUCAUUGAGCCUUAGGUGGUGGCACCAGGACCCACCUAGUAAGAGGCAGAUACCAAGGUUCUCUUUCUCUUGGCCACAUUGCUGUAUCCUGGACCUCAUGGUUGCAGACCAAGGUGUUGGCUUCAGUUUCUCAAGGUUUGACGCUUGCCUCUGGGUUCUCAGGCCAAACCAACAGCAGGCUGGUUGUCUUUCAAGACCUUGAAGGCCUUUGGGGAGCCUUAGUCUACAGUCAGCCUUCCAAGGGACACCACCCCCACCCCAGUGUCCCAUCUGUCCCCUCUCCUGGAUUUAAAUGGAUUGCUUGGCAGAAGCAGCCAAGGACUCACAGGCACUUUACAUAGCAAAACAACUGUGAAUUCUGACUUCCCUUCCCCCUCCACCAGCAGUAAGCAGGUGCCUCCUCUGGGCCAGUCCAGAGGUGUCUGAGAAAGUAAAGGACAUACUACUGCUGUUUCCAACUCUCCUCCAUUGGGCCAGGCAGAACAGGGGCCUGGCCAGUGUGCCACAUUUCAUACCCGUGCAGGCACGGGACACAACUACUGCCCCCUCCAGGCUUGGAAGCCCUCCCUCAGUGAAGGUGGACAAGAGGGGAGGGGGCCUCAGCAUGGGGCUAUAUUCUAGAGGGGACACGGUGACGCUGUCAGUGUCCCCUGGGUGGGCGGGAAGGGUAUCCAGUGUUAAAGUGCAGAAGUCUUUGGCCUUCCUUGUAAGCAGUUCUAGGUAAUAGAAAUAAAAGUUGGCUGAGGUUUGUUUUGUA
This is a messenger RNA of Phodopus roborovskii (desert hamster), 3095 nucleotides long. RefSeq names its product sestrin 2 (gene Sesn2). The transcript has 10 exons. The record is from RefSeq and is a predicted model, not a curated record. Gene Ontology annotation, molecular function: L-leucine binding; oxidoreductase activity, acting on peroxide as acceptor. The coding region runs from base 29 to 1474 and encodes 481 amino acids. Gene Ontology annotation, biological process: positive regulation of macroautophagy; cellular response to L-leucine; regulation of response to reactive oxygen species. Gene Ontology annotation, cellular component: nucleus. NCBI's taxonomy places the organism in Eukaryota, Metazoa, Chordata, Mammalia, Rodentia, Cricetidae.